Molecule: messenger RNA, 4510 nt
Organism: Microtus ochrogaster (prairie vole)
Lineage: Eukaryota; Metazoa; Chordata; Mammalia; Rodentia; Cricetidae
Gene: Filip1l
Product: filamin A interacting protein 1 like
Exons: 5
Coding region: 252-3641 (1129 amino acids)
Source: RefSeq, a predicted model, not a curated record
GAGAAUUAUAUUUAGUGUUUGGGCCCAGUCGGUGCUGGGCUCUCUGCUGCACCCCUUUUGCAGAACUGUACCUGGUCCCUCGUUGCAAAUUCUCAGUGACUUUGAAGCUCAUAAAACAAAAACUAAGAGGGUGCCCAAAAAGAAAAGAAAACGUUGCUGGGUGCUCGGGUUCCACUACUGGAUUUUGACAGGGAUCGGAAGAGAGAUCCGCCAGGCCUGACCAAGCACAGGCACCUGCACGUCCUUGAAGAAUGCGUUCCAGAAGCAGCAACACUGAGGGCUCAGCCCCAAAGCAUUUCCCAAGACAUAGCAAAUUCCCCACUCUCCAGGACAUGAAGCACAGAGAACAAGAAAAAGACCCCUCUAGUGAGACAGAUGGGGUCCUUCCACACCCUACGCCAGAGAAGUCACACACUGGCAAAGGCCACCAAGCAGAAGACCUCUCAAGAGAUGACUUACUAUUUCUACUCAGCAUUCUGGAGGGAGAACUGCAGGCUCGAGAUGAAGUCAUAGGCAUUUUAAGGGCUGAAAAAAUGGACUUGGCUUUGCUGGAAGCUCAGUAUGGGUUUGUCACGCCAAAGAAGGUGUUGGAGGCUCUCCAGAGAGAUGCCUUUCAAGCAAAAUCUGCCCCCUGGCAGGAGGACAUCUAUGAGAAACCAAUGAAUGAGUUGGAUAAAGUCAUAGAAAAGCAUAAAGACUCUCAUAGACGAAUCCUGGAACAACUUUUAAUGGUAGAAAAGUCUCACAGGCAAACCAUAAUGGAGAUGGAGGAAGAGAAGAAAAAACAUAAAGAAUAUGUGGAGAGGAGCGAUGAAUUCAUAAACUUGUUGGAACAGGAGUGUGAAAGAUUAAAGAAGCUAAUUGAUCAAGAAACUGAGUCCCAGGAGAGGAAGGUGCAAGAAAAGGAGAAGAGGAUCAAGGCUCUGAAAGAAGAGCUGACCAAGCUGAAGUCUUUUGCUUUGAUGGUGGUGGAUGAACAACAAAGACUUACAGCUCAGCUUGCCCUUCAAAGACAGACAAUCCAAGACCUGACCACAAGGGCAAAGGAAACACAUGCUAAACUAGCCCUUGCUGAAGCCAGAGCUCAGGAAGAAGAGCAGAAAGCAACCAGACUAGAAAAAGAACUGCAAACACAGACCACAGCAUUUCACCAGAACCAAGACAAAAUUAUGGCGAAGCUCACCAAUGAGGACAGUCAAAAUCACCAACUCCGACAAAAGCUGGCGGCGCUCAGCAGACAAAUUGAUGAGUUAGAAGAGACCAACAGGUCUUUAAGAAAAGCCGAAGAGGAGCUUCAAGAUAUAAAAGAAAAGAUUAACAAGGGAGAAUAUGGAAACACUGGCAUCAUGGCUGAAGUGGAUGAACUCAGGAAGCGUGUGCUGGAUAUGGAGGGGAAAGAUGAGGAGCUCAUAAAAAUGGAGGAGCAGUGCAGAGAUCUCAAUAAGAGGCUCGAGAAAGAGGCAGCACAGAGUAAAGACUUCAAACUAGAGGUUGAAAAACUUAGUAAAAGGAUUACGGCUCUGGAAAAAUUAGAAGAUGCUUUAGACAAAAGCAAACAAGAGUGCUACUCUCUGAAAUGCAAUUUAGAAAAAGAAAAGAUGACCACAAUGCAGCUGGCUGAAGAACUGGAGAGUUUAAACACCAGGAUCAAAGAGCUAGAAGCCAUUGAAAGUCGGCUGGAAAAGACAGAAUUCACCCUAAAGGAUGAUUUAACUAAACUGAAAACAUUAACUGUAAUGCUUGUAGAUGAACGCAAAACAAUGAGCGAAAAAUUAAAGCAAACUGAAGAUAAGUUACAAACCACUGCCUCUCAGCUCCAGGCAGAGCAAAGUAAAGUGACAACCGUGACUGAGAAGUUAAUUGAGGAAACUAAACGGGCACUCAAGUCCAAAACUGAUGCAGAAGAGAAGAUGUGCACUAUAACCAAGGAGAGAGAUGACCUCAGAAAUAAACUCAAAGCAGAAGAAGAAAAAGGACAUGAUCUAUUGUCCAAAGUGAAUAUAUUAAAAAACAGGCUUCAAUCACUGGAAGCAAUUGAGAAAGAUUUUGUAAAAAACAAAUUAAAUCAAGACUCCAGUAAGUACACAACAGCAUUACACCAAGAAAACAAUAAGAUUAAAGAGCUCUCUCAAGAAGUGGAAAGGCUGAAGCUGAAGCUAAAGGAUAUGAAAGCCAUUGAAGAUGACCUCAUGAAAACAGAAGAUGAGUACGAGACCUUAGAACGGAAGUAUGCUAACGAGAGGGACAAGGCUCAAUUUCUGUCUGAAGAGCUGGAACAUGUUAAAAUGGAACUUGCCAAGUACAAGUUAGCAGAAAGGACAGAAUCCAGCCAUGAGCAAUGGCUUUUCAAGAGGCUCCAAGAAGAAGAGGCGAAGUCAGGCCAUCUGUCAAGAGAAGUGGAUGCAUUAAAAGAGAAAAUGCAUGAGUACAUAGCAACAGAGGACCUAAUAUGUCACCUCCAGGGAGACUACUCAGUCCUGCAAAAGAAACUAAAUCAACAAGAAAACAGGAACAGAGAUUUAGGAAGAGAGAUUGAAACCCUUACUAAAGAGUUAGAAAGGUAUCGGCAUUUUAAUAAGAGCCUCCGACCUAAUCUCAAUGGAAGAAGAAUCUCUGACCCUCAAGUAUUUUCUAAAGAAGUUCAAACAGAAGUAGUAGACAAUGAGCCACCAGACUACAAGAGCCUCAUCCCUCUAGAACGAGCAGUCAUCAAUGGUCAGUUAUAUGAGGAGAGUGAGGACCAAGAUGAGGACCCUAAUGAGGAAUCUGUGCUGUCCUUCAAAUGCAAUCCAUCUACUCCCCUUCCUAUCAACAGGAAACUAUGGAUUCCUUGGAUGAAAUCCAAGGAGGGCCACCCCCAGAAUGGAAAAAUACAAACUAAGUCCAAUGGUAACUUUGUGCAACCUGGAGAUCUAGUCCUAAGUCACACUCCUGGGCAGCCUCUUCACAUAAAGGUAACUCCAGACCAUGCCCAAAAUACAGCCACUCUUGAAAUCACAAGUCCAACCACAGAGAGUCCUCACUCGUACACCAGCACAGCAGUGAUACCAAACUGUGGCACCCCAAAGCAAAGGAUUACCAUUCUCCAAAAUGCCUCCAUAACACCAGUGAAGUCCAAAACCUCUACAGAAAGUCUUGUGAACUUGGAGCAAAGUAUGCCCCCAGUUACCAUGGCAACCUUUGCCAGAGCACAGACCCCAGAGUCCUGUGGUUCUGUAACUCCGGAACGGACAAUGUCACCUAUUCAGGUUUUGGCUAUGGCUGGUUCAGCUAGUUCUCCUGAGCAGGGUCGCUCCCCAGAGCCUAUAGAAAUCAGUGCCAAGCACGCAAUUUUCAGAGUCUCCCCAGACCGGCAGUCAUCAUGGCAGUUUCAACGUUCAAACAGUAACAGUUCAAGUGUGAUAACUACUGAGGAUAAUAAAAUCCACAUUCACUUAGGAAGUCCUUACAUGCAAGCUGUCGCCAGCCCCGUGAGACCUGCCAGCCCCUCAGCACCCCUGCAGGAUAACAGAACUCAAGGCUUAACUAAUGGGGCACUAAACAAAACAACCAAUAAAGUCACCAGCAGUAUUACUAUUACACCAACAGCCACACCUCUUCCUCGACAAUCACAAAUUACAGUAAGUAAUAUAUAUAACUGACCACCCUCACCCUCAUCUAGUUCAUACUGAUACUCUUGCAAGGAACUCAGUCCUUUUUUAAUCGUCCCUCCAAAUUCCCUAAAAGAAUGACUAAACAUGUACUUUGGGAAGAUUUGUGCAUGGACUAUACAAGAGUAGCUGGAACUAACUACGUGUUGCCUGCAUAGUCACCGAGUGUGCACUUACUGUAUAUCUUUUCAUUUACAUACCUGUAUGGAAAAUAUUUAGUCUGCACUUGUAUAAAUACAUCUUUAUGUAUUUCAUUUUCCAUAACUCACUUUAAUUUGACUGCAACUUGUCUUGGUGAAUUACUUAACAUGAUAAAAACAGUAAAUAGUUUGUUACUUUUUUGUCAUUGCUUGCUGAAUUUCCAUUUGAUCAUAUUUUUAUAUAUCUGCAUGUACGACAUCAUUUUAUUUUCUGCUUAUAAUGCCCAUUAAUUCUCCUUAAAAAACAAGUAGAACAUAUUUGUCAAUAUAUAGUUCUUGUCACAUAUUAGAGAAGGCGAGAGUGGUUCAAAUAAAUAAAAAUUUUAUCUCCACGACUUAAAAUGAACCAAAAUAAUUAUGGCAAGCUUAAUGCCAUUCUUGAAAUGUAUCUUAAUAUUCUUGGUGCUCAACGGAGGGCUAUUAGGAAGUCAGUAAAUGUUUACAUAUAACAGGAUAAAGUAAUAUUAAAUAAUUUGUUAUUAGUGAGUACAUAUAUAAGCUAAUGUUAAAAGUUUGGGAAUGUUACAGGAAGCCAGAAAGCACAUUUGGAAAUACAAGGUUACCUUGACUAUCAAGGAUUGACUACAUUUCUCCAACAGACUGUAAUUCCCAUAAAGCAUACAUUACAUCUAAAUCUGGAGUCAGCCACUAUGACAUAAA